CAACACUGCAGCGGAGGCGGUCAGCCUUGUCGACGUUACAACGUUGUAGGGACGUCGUUCCACUACUACUACUACAACAACAACAUCAAGUAGAAGCCACUAUCGUUGUCCUCUGUUCUCUCUCGCAAGUGAUUUUUGACUGGGGGCGUAAGAGCAUAUGCUUUGCUCUCGCACAGUCGUGGUUCAUGACAUUAUAUCCGCAACAAAUCUAUGCCGUUGACCAGUGGAACCUUGGUGAACUUACGCGUGAUCAUCUUCUAAUUAUUGAUUCUCGAGCUGGCUUUGCUCCCCGAUCCAAUGAACGCCCGCAUUCGCCAUCAAUUGAAGCAAGACAAACUCAACGAUGAGGGGACUCCACAUCGUAUUGCAUGAUAUGACAGGCUAUGAAGAAGCCCAGGAUUCUAAAUUCCUCAGAAUACAGCCUUCAGCACCCUGUUCCCUGUUUACAAGCCUUCCGAUUCGGAAGACGGUCUCGCCUUCGGCUUCCAAGAUCUUUUUGACCUCACCGGAGGCCACAUCGGACACAACAAGAACCAUGCCGAUACCAUUGUUGAAAGUACGGCUCAUCUCUUCGUUACUGACUUUGCCUGCCUGUUGCAGCCACUUGAACACCGGGGGCCGAUCCCAGGUGGACACGUCUAUCUCAGCAGCCAAAUGGUCUGGCAGCAUUCGUGGCACGUUUUCGACGAGACCACCACCUGUGAUAUGUGCCAUGCCUUUGAUGAAGUCUCGUUUGACCACCUGUAACAGCGGCACGACAUAAAUACGUGUCGGGGUAAGCAGGGAGUAUCCCACGGUCGUUUCCGAGUUCCAUGGUGCAACGUCUGAGAAAUUCAGAUGCAUCUUUUCGAUGAUGCGCCGCACCAGCGAGAAACCGUUCGAAUGAAUACCACUGGAAGCCAGACCAAAGAGGACGUCACCUGCGACCAUGCUUUCCAUGUCCGGCAACACUUUCUUGCCGGCCGGGAUGUCGACCGCACCGAUUGCGGCGCCGACGGCAUCAUACUCGGUGCCGUUGAGGAGACCGGGCAUCUCGGCCGUUUCACCUCCCACCAGUGCGCAGUUGGAGAUUUUACAGCCUUCGCACACCCCUCGGAUGAAGUCACUGGCAAUGUCAACGUCCAGAACGCUGCAUGUAUAACAAUCCAAGAACAUAAGCGGCUCUGCGCCUUGCACCACGAGGUCGUUUACGUUCAUGGCUACCAGGUCAAUGCCGACGGUAUCGUGGACAUUCAUGGCGUGGGCAAUCUUGAGUUUGGUGCCGACGCCAUCGAUGGCGCCGACCAGCAUGGGGGACUUUUCGUUGUACCCAGCUCUUGCAAGGUCAAACCCACCGCCGAAGCCCCCGAUCACGGAAUCGGCGCCGGGCCGCGAGGUCGCCUUGACUGCUGGCUUGAUUCUCGCGACAAGGUCGUUUCCUGCAUCGAUGGACACUCCGGCGGAGGCGUAGGUCAACCCCGCCUCUUCAGGUUCCGUUUCUUGCGCCUGUCUCUUGAACGCGCGAUGGGCGAUGUCUUUGCGGAAAUGCAUUCCCUCGAACUUAAUGGUGUCCAUCCCCUGGUAGGCUUUGGCAACGGCUUCUUCCAAAGUUGCUGCAGUUGCUGUCGAGGCAAUCACGCGGCCUCCGGUGGUGACGACCUGUUUACCGUCCCUACCGGUUCCAGCGUGAAAGACAAGUACGCCCUCCGGAGCUUUAUGCAGAGUGAUGGGUCUGUUCUUCGCGUAUGGACCUGGAUAGCCUUCGGAGCAGGCAACCACCGUGGCAGAAAACUUGGGUUCGAUCUUUAACUCCACGCCAUCUAGCCAAUGUUCUGUGCAGGCUAGCAUGACUCUAGCGAGGUCUGUAUCGUCGCUCAAGAGGGGCAGUAAAGUCUCGGUUUCAGGGUCGCCUCCUCGAACAUUGUACUCCAACACCUUCGGGCCGUUCUUGGUGAUCAUCAGUCCCGUGAAAAGCAUGCCCACGAAAGGCAUGGCCUCCCUUCGCAUGCCGUCAAUGGUAGGUUGGACAAUUUCCCGGUCAAUCUGCGCGAUCAAUUCUUUGGAGGCAACUCUCGUAGGCGCAUAACAGCCCAUGCCUCCGGUGUUCGGACCUUGGUCCCCAUCCAGGGCGCGUUUGUGAUCCUGAGCAGGAGGCAGCGAUCUGAUGGUAUAACCGUCACUGAAGCGGACCCAAAUUCCCGGGCAACCAUGAUCUGCUUCAAGGCAUCAUGGGCCUCUUGCUUUGUUGUAGGAAUAAUGACGCCCUUCCCGGCAGCCAGGCCAUCUGCUUUGAUGACAACUGGGUGAUUGACCGAAUCGAGGUAGUGCCGAGCCGCCUCGUAGUCGGUAAAGUUCCGGAAGGCAGCAGUUGGGAUUCCAUGUCUUCGCAUGAAAUCCUUUGAAAACGCUUUCGAUCCUUCCAUGCGGGCGGCAGUUUUGCUGGGGCCAAAGCAGCGAAUACCAACCGCACGGAAAAAUCCUUCCACGCCAGCCACCAGCGGGGCUUCCGGACCAACGAUCACCAAGUUGAGUCCGUGCUUCUUUGCGUGCGCGACCAGCUCGGUGAAAUCGUCGGCGGCAAUGUUCACGUUAACGACGUUGCCGGACUCGGUCCCUCCAUUGCCGGGGGCCACGUGGACGAUAUCGACCGACGGUGACCUUGCCAGCUUCCAAGCGAGGGCAUGUUCGCGCCCACCAGAGCCGAUGACCAGGAUACGCAGCCUUUCCGCCAUGGUUGGAGAAACAGCUGUUCGUCACGUCUAGAAGGACAACAGAAUGUUAGUUAGGUCAACGCUGUGGCCCACCCAAACUUGAAAGUCUGCCAACUAGGAAAUAAUGAGCAAUUGAGAUGAGCGCAAGGCAGGCGAAGCAACCACAACUUUCAAAUCUCGACUAUCAUAUCUCCACGGUCCGGCAACGACUCUUGAUGACUUUUCUCAAUGCUGGUUGGCUGGAAAAAAGUAGCACAUGCAUAAGGGAAACACAAGGCUGUCAAGAGCGCAUAGCACUCACCUAGUAAAACGGGUUAUACCGAUCACCAACGGACGAUCACAAAUCAACCCGCAAUAUCACAGGCUCAGCAUGGUGUUCCCGUAAUCUUUUGUCCAUCUGGGGAAGAAAAUCUAGAACUUGAGCCGGGGACAAUUUGAUGCCAAGGCUGAUAGAAAAGUUUUGUCGAGUUUGAUUGGCUGCUUUGGUAUAGCAAGCUCUACGGCGGAUUGCAGCGUGUGUGGACCGCAGUUCUGAUCAAGCGCAGAGCUUGAGCACAGAGCCUUGUCAAGCCCGAAAAAGGGGGGUGCAACGAGGCUUGACGCCGGAAUCGGGGGAAGGGGAGCAUCGCUCGAGCAAACGCCUGGCCGUAUGCGUUAUCAGCAACUUGAACCGUCUACUGCUGCACAGCACAGCACCGUGUUAUGCAAGGGGUCCUCCCCACAGGUUCGUCCUCGCUCUGUCAUUGGCCGCUCGACCACAGGCGAGGAUUUUCCAAUCCCCAACUUGAACGAGUGACUGUCCUUCGACCAAGCUUGUGCUGCGAAUUGAGUCGACGGAUACUAAUACUACUGGAGCGGCGCUACAACAGUUCAAAUUCUCCAACGUGGGCGAAUACUACUGCCAGAGAACACGCAUAAGCCCAGCAAGUAAGACCAGUGCAUUUUGAAACCGGAACCGUCAUUUCACGGCUCUAUCGACGCGCCGCUCCUCCAUUUAUAUUUGUGAAUAGCCCUACUGAGGGCACCAACGACCUCAGCCAUGUAUCUGAUAAAGGUACCAUGCUCAUCCGCCAACAUCGGCCCCGGAUUUGACGUUAUCGGCCUCGCACUGUCAAUGUACCUAGAGCUCCGAGUGAGCGUGGACAGCAGCCAACCAGCGGACCCAUCAAUCCCACUCAACUGCACGGUAUCAUACACAGGAGUAGGGGAGGAAGAAAUCGACCUGAACCCAGCCAACAACCUCCUGACGCGGACGGCACUAUACGUUCUACGAUGCCACGACCAGCACGACUUCCCGGCCCAGACGCACGUCCACAUCCACAACCCGAUCCCUUUGGGCCGCGGACUGGGUUCCUCGGGCGCCGCCGUGGUCGCCGGCGUCCUGUUGGGCAAUGUGGUGGGCAAUCUGCAACUCUCCAAACGCCGACUGCUCGACUUCUGCCUCAUGGUCGAACGCCAUCCGGAUAACGUCGCCGCUGCCCUGUACGGCGGCUUUGUCGGCACCUACCUCAACGAGCUCGACCCGGCAGACAUGGCUCGCAAAGAGGUCCCGCUAUCCGAAGUGCUUCCCCAGCCCGCCGGCGGCGUCGACACCGGUUUGACUCCGCCCAUCCCGCCCGAAAACAUCGGCCACUAUCGAAGAUUCAACUGGGCAAAGGAGAUCAAGGCUCUGGCCAUCAUCCCGGACUUUGAAGUCAGCACCGCAAAGGCUAGAGAGGUCCUGCCCAAGACGUACUCGAGGCAAGAUAUGAUCUUCAAUCUACAACGUCUCGCCCUUUUGACCACCGUCCUCGGCGACUCGCCGCCCGACCCGGACCUCAUCUACAGCGCCAUGCAGGAUAAAAUCCACCAACCCUACCGCAAGACCUUGAUCCCCGCCUUACCCGCCAUUCUGUCCUCAAUGUCCCCCAAAACCCACAAAGGCCUCUUGGGCAUCUGCCUCUCAGGCGCCGGCCCCACAAUCUUGGCCUUGGCCACCGACAACUUUGAGGCUAUCGCCAAUGUCAUCAUCCAAAGGUUCAAGGACGAAGGCAUCAGUGCCGAGUGGAAGAUCCUGGAGCCAGCCGAAGAUGGAGCCACCGUACAAGAGGUCCCUGGGGAUGUUCUGACAUAUUUACGAGAGAUCAAACAGGCAUGAUAUGGCUCCCUGAAAACUAGACGCCUCAAGCUGGCCACGGGGGCUACAGAUGCAAUCUCGAAACAAAUUCAACCAAUCCAUGGCCAUCAUGAUCCCAGAGACACGAUUGGCGGAACCUAAACUUGCUAGCAUUGCAUUCUAGACACUAUUGGGAUGGUGCUACUCAUUGAGAUGUCAUCUUUUUCUCAAUACAUGCUUCAAUCGGCCUGAUCCCCCAUGGUGGAUCAGACGCCGCUUUUUCGCACCAUCUUUGGAUCUCAAGUGAUAUUCGGCUUGCACCACUUAUUUUGCUUUCCAUGGUUCUAUGCUACGCUCCAUUUGGUUCCAUUCAUGAUCUUGACGUCGUUCACUGCUGUCUCUAGAAAAUUGCUGCGUUUCAGGGAGGAAAUCAAGCAUUCCAGAAUGCUCGAAAAGGAGUUUAGAAGCACUUGCGGUGGACAAUCGAAGGACCACUCUCGUCGUACUCCUGCUUGGAGAUCCACAUCUGCUGGAAGGUGGACAGGGAUGCCAAGAUGGAACCACCAAUCCAGACCGAGUAUUUACGCUCAGGCGGCGCAAUGAUUCUGACCUUCAUGGAAGAUGGGGCCAGAGCAGUGAUUUCCUUCUGCAUACGGUCGGCAAUACCUGGGUACAUGGUUGUACCACCGGACUAAAAGAGCGUUAGUACGUGAGAUUAGGCGGGUGUAGUGUAGUGGGACUUACCAUGACGAUGUUGCCGUACAAAUCCUUACGAACAUCCACGUCACACUUCAUGAUGGAGUUGAAGGUGGUAACAUGGAUACCGCCGGAUUCGAGACCAAGGACGGAUGGCUGGAAGAGAGCCUCGGGAGCUCGGAAUCGCUCGUUGCCGAUGGUGAUGACCUGACCAUCAGGGAGUUCGUACGAUUGCUCCAAGCGAGAGCUCUGGGAUGCGGUCUGGAUCUCCUGCUCAAAGUCGAGAGCAACGUAGCACAGCUUCUCUUUAAUGUCUCGGACAAUUUCUCGCUCAGCAGUAGUCGAGAAAGAGUAACCGCGCUCAG
This is a messenger RNA of Exophiala dermatitidis NIH/UT8656, 5846 nucleotides long. Its product is annotated as homoserine kinase. The coding region runs from base 3730 to 4827 and encodes 365 amino acids. Gene Ontology annotation, molecular function: ATP binding; homoserine kinase activity. Gene Ontology annotation, biological process: L-threonine metabolic process. The record is from RefSeq and is a predicted model, not a curated record. NCBI's taxonomy places the organism in Eukaryota, Fungi, Ascomycota, Eurotiomycetes, Chaetothyriales, Herpotrichiellaceae. The transcript is spliced from 5 exons.